AUGACCGCUAUAGUCGACAGACUUUCACUUAAGGCUUCACGGACUGUGACUCACCAAGUAUAUGUAGCUUUGCUGUCGGUGAAUGGUGCGGUCGUCAUCCCUGCGUAUCUUGUCGUCAUCCUCCAUCUCAUACGUGGGAUGACACGUCACCACACCCUCUCGGAUGCUGAGUCUGAAGCCAGUACUCACGUUGAAAUGAACAUUCUUCGUAUGAAUUCCAAUGGCACGGCUGCAUGCGAACGUGCCUCAAAGCUGAAUGGCGGUCUGAAAAUCGAUCAUCCACCCGCUUAG
This is a messenger RNA of Penicillium longicatenatum, 291 nucleotides long. RefSeq lists its product as uncharacterized. The transcript has 2 exons. NCBI's taxonomy places the organism in Eukaryota, Fungi, Ascomycota, Eurotiomycetes, Eurotiales, Aspergillaceae. Bases 1 to 291 code for a protein of 96 amino acids. The record is from RefSeq and is a predicted model, not a curated record.